AUGAAGUAUAGAUUUGAAGAUUGCGAUUUUUCUGAUUUAUUUUUCAUAUUCAUAUUCUUUAUUUACAGACCAGUCACAGCUUCCCGAACAUCUUUGCCACUAUGGAUGAUUGUCCUCCUUGUGUUUGGAGUGUUGGCUAUCCUUGGAAUAACUAUUGGUCUCCUGGUUCAUUUUCUGGCUGUAGAAAAUAGGACAUACUACUAUCAAGGUAGCUUCAAAGUGCUGAAUAUCCCAUAUAAUAAAAAUUAUGAAAAGGAGACAUCACCAGAAAAUAACUAUAUUAGUAAAAUUCUUGAAACUAAAAUGGUUGAUGCAUUUCAAAGUUCUAACAUUUACAGACAAUAUAUCAAUUCUCAAGUCAUCACACUAGUUCCCGAUAACAACAGUCUGACAGCAAAUAUAUGGCUGGUAUUCAAGAAUUCCAGAUCAUCGAAAGAAACUGCAAGACAAAGAAUUGAAAGCAUCUUACGUCAGAUGCUGACAAGCCACUCUGGAUCCUUGCCUACAGAUCCUGAUUCUCUGAAGCUCAUGGAAAUCAGUAAGGUCGAAGCUGAAAAGAUGAUCAACAACCGCUGUGGAAGACGACCAAGGAUGUCAGCUACGUAUGAUAGAAUCAAAGGAGGUUCCACUGCUCAAAAAGGAGAAUGGCCAUGGCAAGCAAGUGUGAAAUUCAAUGGUCGACACUACUGUGGGGCAUCCUUGAUCAGUGAGAGACAUUUGGUAACUGCAGCUCACUGCUUUCAACGGUCAGAAAAUCCAAAAAACUAUACUGUUAGCUUUGGAACUGUAGUAAGUCCCCCCUAUAUGCAACAUUAUGUUCAACAAAUUAUUAUUCACGAAAACUACGUCAAGGGUGAGCAUCAUGAUGAUGUUGCAGUUAUACUGCUCACUGAAAAAGUUGUUUUUACAAACGACGUACAUCGAGUUUGUCUUCCUGAAGCCACAGAGAUUGUGCCACCAGGUGAAGGAGUUGUUGUUACAGGAUGGGGAGCACUUACAUUUGAUGGUGAAUUCCCAGAGUUACUUCAGAAAGCACCAGUGAAAAUUAUUGAUACAAACACUUGUAAUGCUCCAGAAGUGUAUAAUGGAGUGAUAAAGGAUACAAUGUUAUGUGCCGGGUACUUGGAAGGAAAUAUUGACGCCUGCCAGGGUGACUCUGGAGGACCACUGGUUCAUCCCAAUUCUCGAGAUAUUUGGUACCUUGUUGGAAUAGUGAGCUGGGGAGUUGAAUGUGGAAAAAUCAAUAAACCAGGGGUCUACAUGCGAGUAACUUCCUACCGCGACUGGAUUGCCUCCAAGACUGGUGUUUAA
Marmota flaviventris (yellow-bellied marmot) is the source of this 1311-nucleotide messenger RNA. RefSeq names its product transmembrane protease serine 11B-like protein. Lineage: Eukaryota; Metazoa; Chordata; Mammalia; Rodentia; Sciuridae. The record is from RefSeq and is a predicted model, not a curated record. Gene Ontology annotation, cellular component: plasma membrane; extracellular region. Gene Ontology annotation, molecular function: serine-type endopeptidase activity. Gene Ontology annotation, biological process: proteolysis.